Dendroctonus ponderosae (mountain pine beetle) is the source of this 479-nucleotide messenger RNA. It is a transcript of the gene RpL37a, whose product is annotated as 60S ribosomal protein L37. Gene Ontology annotation, biological process: translation. Gene Ontology annotation, cellular component: ribosome; cytosolic large ribosomal subunit. NCBI's taxonomy places the organism in Eukaryota, Metazoa, Arthropoda, Insecta, Coleoptera, Curculionidae. The coding region runs from base 109 to 381 and encodes 90 amino acids. The transcript is spliced from 3 exons. The record is from RefSeq and is a predicted model, not a curated record. Gene Ontology annotation, molecular function: structural constituent of ribosome; RNA binding.
UUUAUAAGCCACGCCAGUAGGGUUUGGUAAAGAAGAAGUGAUCGAUCGGCUAGCAUUACUGAACAGAAAGAAGCAGAUUCCUCAAUCCUUCAGUUCGCGUCAAGCAAAAUGACGAAGGGUACGUCCAGCUUUGGUAAGCGUCGCAACAAGACCCACACUCUAUGCAGAAGGUGUGGAAGAUCGUCUUACCACAUUCAAAAGUCACAAUGUGCACAAUGCGGAUACCCUUCCGUUAAACUUCGCUCCUACAACUGGUCAGUGAAGGCAAAGAGGAGGAAGACCACCGGAACCGGCCGUCUUCGUCACUUAAAAAUCGUCCGCAGGCGAUUUAAGAAUGGGUUCAGGGAAGGUGUGAAGCCCGCCCCGAAAAAAUCAACGUAAGCAGGGUUUACGUUGUGAUUUUUUUGGGUUGGUAAUAACUAACCCAAAGAGUUAAUCAGUAAUAAAUUUAAGCUGAAAUAAAAAAACCCUUUCAUUGA